This is a messenger RNA of Parasteatoda tepidariorum (common house spider), 8138 nucleotides long. RefSeq names its product alpha/beta hydrolase domain-containing protein 17B. Gene Ontology annotation, biological process: protein depalmitoylation. The record is from RefSeq and is a predicted model, not a curated record. NCBI's taxonomy places the organism in Eukaryota, Metazoa, Arthropoda, Arachnida, Araneae, Theridiidae. Gene Ontology annotation, molecular function: palmitoyl-(protein) hydrolase activity. Gene Ontology annotation, cellular component: endosome membrane; plasma membrane.
UCGAAACUGUAAUAAUGUAAUGAGAAAUAGAAUAAGUUUUGCUAGUUUUCAGGAGUAUUAAAGCUUAUAAUUUAAUACAUAUUAUUUAAAUAAGCAUAUUUUUUUAAAAUUAUUAAUGUGCAAUCAUGACAAGUGUUUCUGAUUAGUUUUUAAAGCAAGAAAGCUCAUAUUCAAAUGACGUCAUGGGAAACCGCGGCUGUGGGGGAGUAGAUGGACAGCUUUUUUCUUAUUUAUGUUUAUAUUGUGUCGAAGUAGUGCACUGGGUAGUGUAUGUUUCUUUGUUCCAUAUGUCAUUAUUUUUUAAUUUUUUCACACAGUGUGAAUUUGAAAAUGUGGAGGUAGCAUUAAUCUGAUUAAUACUGUCAAAUAGUAUUUUAUUUAGCUAUGAAUGGAUUAUCAUUUAGUGAUCUGUGCUGUUUGUUUUGUUGUCCGCCUUUCCCCGCUCGGAUAGCUGCUAAGCUCGCCUUUGCACCUCCUGAACCAACCUAUUCUUAUGUGGCCGAUGAAUCGGGAACUAAAUUUACCCUCAGCCUAAAUGAACGCGCAGAAUGGCAAUUUUCUCAAAGGGAAUUGGAUAGUUUCGAAGUUUUUUUCACAAGGACUCCUCGCGGUAAUCGAAUUGCCUGUAUGUUCGUUCGGUGUACACCUAAUGCCCGAUUUACUAUUCUUUUCAGUCACGGUAAUGCUGUUGAUUUAGGUCCUAUGAGUAGUUUUUAUCUUGGGCUAGGGACCAGGCUCAAUUGUAAUAUAUUUAGCUACGAUUAUUCUGGUUAUGGACAGAGUACGGGAAAACCAUCGGAAAAAAACUUGUACGCUGAUGUGUUUGCUGCAUGGCAUGCCCUGAGAACACGAUAUGGCAUAAGUCCAGAAAAUAUUAUAUUGUACGGACAGAGCAUCGGUACUGUACCAACUGUGGAUUUAGCAUCGAGAUACGAAGUCGGAGCUGUAGUGCUGCACUCUCCUCUUAUGUCCGGUAUGCGUGUGGCCUUUCCUAACACUAAGAGAACUUGGUUUUUCGAUGCAUUUCCUAGUAUAGACAAAGUACCUAAAGUAACUUCACCUGUCUUAGUGAUUCAUGGCACAGAAGAUGAAGUGAUAGAUUUCUCACAUGGGUUAGCUAUCUAUGAAAACUGUCCUCGAGCUGUGGAACCACUUUGGGUUGAAGGAGCCGGUCACAAUGAUGUAGAGCUAUAUGGUCAAUACAUUGAGCGACUAACACAGUUUGUAUCUAUGGAAUUGGUCAAUUGACCAAUCCAUAUUACAGAUCUAUAGUUAAAGAGAUAAUUUGUGAUUUUUUUUUAAAAAAUUAUUAAAGGAUGCCAAGUGCUAAAUGUUCUUUUGUAUCAAUGUAGUAUUUUGAUUUAUGUGUUGAACUAUGGUUUUGAUGUCUGGUAAAUUAUUUUCAUGGAAAGAAAUUGGAUGUGUUUUAUAUAUGAGUCUUCUGAUCCUAAAUUUUGUUUUUCUGUCAUUUUGGUGGAAAAUAAAAUCAAUGGUCUUUAAAUAAUGAAACUUUCUUGUUUUUUUGUUAGAAACAAUCUGUCAUGCCAUUUCAUUCAAGUUUAUAAAUAAUUUUUCAUCUAAGUGUGCCUAAAUGUCAGCUGAUUGAUUUAUCGAACUAACUGAUUUGUUAAAAUCUAAAUAUUUCUAUUCUAACUAUUUUGGGAAAAGUUAAGUAUAUGUAAAUAAUUAAAAAAAUUUCUAUUGUUUUAUUUUUCGAAAUUAACAACACAAAAAAAGACUUAAAAUUUAUAUGCAUUAUUCCUUUGUGAAAAAUGUGGGGGAGAACUAAAACUUUUAUUAAAAGAACACAUUUUUAAACUGAAAUCCUUGAUUCCAAACUUAUCUUUUGGAAGCUUAGUUUUUUUCCCCUUUUUUUUCUAAAUGUUAGCUGCUAGUGAAAUCUUCCUCUAAAUUUUCUCGCAACAUAUUUAUAUUUUUUUCUCUCUAUCUAGGUCUUUAUUUGUGUUUUUAGUUAUUAUAUAAUGAAGACUAUUGUUUUUAUUUUCUUUAUAGAACUUUUAAUUUGAAUUAGAUUUUUCAUGUAAUGCUGUUAGUCUUUUUGUCACAAUUGUUUCCUUUGGGAACAACAAGAAAUGAACUGUGAUUUAUCAUACUUCAUCGAUUCUCCUGUAAUUUUACAUUUAUUCCUGAAGUUUAAAUUUGUUUUGUAUUUGACAUAGAUAAGAGAUCAUCUCAUUAGGUUGUAUAAAUAAUUCCAUAUAAAUCUCUUUAAUAGGUUUACCAUUAUUCUGAAAUUUUUAAGCUGAUUUUUAAUUUCAUCCAGAAGUGUGAUAUUAGUUUUCAUUCCAAUAUAAUCAAAUUAAAAAAUCAAUUGUUAUUGAUCAAACAUCUCUAAACUGCUAGUGAAAUAAAUUUUUAUAUUGCGUUAAAAUUUUCGAAAAUUAAUGUAUCCUUUUUAAAAAUAUUUGUUUUUUAACCACAUAUUUAUAAAAGAAUAUCUGUUGGUUACUUCAAAAUCUCCGUCAUUGAAUUGUAAAAUAGCCUAUUGACUAAGUGUUCAAUUUUUUUAUAAGUAGAAAAGCAAUAUCUUAUGAACUUAAUGCUCUUGCAACUUCAAAUCCAUGCCAUUUUUAACAUGUACUGUAAUUUUACAAAGUUAAUUUUUGGUGUCUUUGUAAAUGAUGUCGAAAUAUUUCCCCAAUAACAUACUAGUUCUUAUGAUUAAAUUUAAAUGCUCUUAUUAUGAUUUUUUUUCCUUAGUGAAAAAAAAGGGAACAAAGUAAUCAGUUUAAUAUGCACAUUUAAUUUGAUUUUUUACAUAAGUGAUUUGAGUUCAUUAUUAUUAAUUAACAAGUUCUAAAUUAUAUUAACUUAUAGCCUGCUCAUUUUAUUAUUAUUAUUUUAAAAGCUUACAUUGAGCCUAAUGGAGUGUAAAAUCAGCGAUAAAAAGCAUAAAUCCACUCGCCUGAUGUUGGUUGUCUUGUUGAAAAGUCAUAAUCAACUUAUAAUUUAUUAGAAAUUGAUUAUCUUGUUGUAAUAUUUUUGAAACAUGCUGUAAUAAUUUUCAUAGCAUUUUAUAUGUAGCAGAAAUGAAGGGGUGAAAACUGAUUAGUGUUCUAUUUGUUUUUUUUCUUUCGGUUUUAGACCACCACCACACUCACAAAUUACUAGCAUUGUAAAACUAAGUACUUUUCAUAGUGUGGAAGACUACAUGUAUUUAAAGAAGGUCUCUCCCUAUUAAGAUAAAUUGAAGAAAAUUUAAUCAUCAUUGCUUUAAAUAUAGCUUAGUUAAAAACAAUAUAAAGAUUUAAAAAAAAAAUUUGUCACCUAACAUUCUGCAGAACUGUAUGGUUUUGGAUAUUGCUGGAGGCUCUUUUAAAAAUAGUUUUGCAAAGUUGUUCUCCAAAUUGUUGGUACUUCUCUGAAAUUAAAGUAAUAGUGAUAAGAUUUUUGCAUUCUUUCAAUGGUUGCUGUGUUUAACAUCUUUAAAAUAGUCUUUUUACUUACAACUUUGCUUAAUAUUAAUAUCUAUCAAUAAUAUUAAUAUUGUUUAAUGUUAUUCAAGUACCUUCAAUGUGCAUUCGGUGUUUAUCAAGAGACAAUUAUGAAGGAAAGAGAGAGAAAAAAAAUUAAAAUUUGAAAUUAAUCAUAAAAUUUAAUUAUUUUUCUUUUUCCUUCUUAAUUGUCUCUUGAUAAACACAUAAUGCACAUUGAAGGUCCUUGAUUUAAAUGUAUUGUGCUAAUUUUCAGUCUAUACUUUAACCCUUUCAAGCUGACUGCCACAUAUAUGUGCUGUUUAAAAUGCUCUUGUACUUCCUGGCUGACACACCAGUGUGCCAGGGGGCUUUUUUGUUUGUUAUUUGAGAUAGAGUUCUGGAGCGUUUCAAAAAUUAUAAUUUUAGGAACUAGAGGACAUUGCAUCUUCAUAGAAUUUGAAAUACAAGUAGAUUUGAUCAAUUCAAAAUUAGAAAAAUAUUACUCACAUACACAUGGUUUUUGAUAACAUAUACAUGAGGGGAAAGGAAUGUUUCUGAAUCUCAUGCUUUUUGACGGCUCUUUAAAAUAAUCAUGUGGUACAACUCUGAUUCAAGUUAGAAUAAUUGAAAAAUAUAACAUUAAAAAGUCUCUUACUUUAUUUUUUUCCCAUUCUUUUAUUAAACCACAAAUAUAACUAAUCAAAUCUGCAUAUGUCGCAAUGUAGUGUUUGUAGUUGCUAACACCUUAAUUAGUUUAAAAUUUUUCCUCGUCUAGCUGUUUGCACAUGCAGAAGUACUUUGAUUUCAAUUUUAACUAUUUUCAAGUGAUGUCUGUGAUAUUUCCCAAGUUGUUUAGUGUUUGAAAUUUUGUAAUUUAAAAUCUGUCCAGCAGUUAUUAAAUCACACAAACUCCCUUAAGUUCGAGACAUUUCAGCAUAGAAGGGAUGAUUUGGUUGCUGUUUUCACCAAGAAAAUUUUAAAACUCUAUUGAAAUAGACAUAUUUUUAGAAUUCAAACACAAAUUUUUUUUUUUAUUUUUAAAAUUGUAAUGCUAGAAGGGGGCUGAAGCCUUCCCUGUUCGUUGGUCCCUGAUACUAUUCCAAAAGAAUAUCCCGAUUCUUCUGAAAAAUUUUGUUAUAAUAGUUUCAAAGUCAAUAAUGUUAAAUAUCAUUUAAAUGGUAAAUAAAUACUGUAAAAUUUAUUUAAAGAUUUAAUAUAGAAAGAAAAAACUUAAGUAAAUAAAGUAUGUGAAUAAAAAAUAUGUAAUUUAUCUACUUUACAGUAGUCUUUCUUAUCAUUGAAGAAUGCGUACAUAUUUUAGUAACUUCAUGGAUUUAAGGCUUAACAGCAAAAACCCUCUGGCCCUGCACAGUUGCUCAUAAAAGAAACUGCGGCCCUCAGCAAUAGGAGUGUGUUUGCAACUACUGUCACGAAAGGGUUAAAGCAUAUUUAUAAAACAAAACUGAAAAACUAAUUCUAAACUGUGUUAAGUUUUAGUUGUUGAAUCUAAUAGAAGUUUCCUUUUGUGACCUAUCAUUUUAAAACUCUAAACUGUGUAGAAUUAUUAAUUUCUUGAUAUAGAAAUGAUCUUUGAUUGCACUGUAAACAAGAACUUGCAACGGAAUGUUGACAGAGAUGACAACUGCUCUGGACACGCCAAAAUAAUUUAAAAAAAGCGGUGAAUAACUACAAACUUAAUUUUGCAAAUAUUUGACUAUUUUUGCUUGCUUUUUAAAAGGUAUAGCAUGACAUAACUGCUAUAAAGUGAUGAAUUAUAUAAGCCUACGAAUUAUUUAGAAAUAGUGGUGGAUGGAUUAAUUUAGUAUCUAUUAAUUAAAUUUAGUAUCUAUUAAAUUUAAUUUAUUAAACCAAGAAUCACAAUUGAUAAACUACCACUUUAAAAUAUUUAUUUGCUGUCCAUAGCAAGUUGGCAUCUCUGUGUUGAAGACGUCUGAAGCACGUCAAUUAUUGUUUUGACGUAAGAAACAAAUGACGUCUUCGUAUGUCAAGGGGUUAAUCUUGUUAUGUAUUAUUUCUUCUCUAGAAGAGAAUAGAAACCAAAUUUAUUUUUUGAUUUUGGCAAAAAGUUAGCAAUUUUAAAGCAUCUUAUUAAAUUUGAAUGAGUGUUAUAUUUGAUUUCUCAAUAUUAGAUGGUUUUGGAAACUAAUGAUCUCUUGUGGUCCAUAAUGCAUAUUUAGUAAAUAAUGUCGACGCGCCAUUUGCAACUGUUUUUAUAUUAAAAUUUUUAAUAGUAAUAUUUCCUCAUGGUGUAUUUUUUGGAAAAAUUUGUUAUGUAAUCUCAGUAAAUAUAUCAUACUAUUGGAAUAAUUUAGUUCUACACAAUUUUAUCUCAUUCUCAACUUGUAACUAUGAAUGCCAUUGAAAAUUAAGUUUGUCAUAUAUGUAUUAUAAUUUUAUAUUUUCAUGAAUUAAUAUAUUAUUAUGAAUAUUUUUAUGAAUAAUAAUAUGUUUUUAUGAAUUAUAAAUUUAUCAUAAUUGUUUCUCAUUAUAAAUGUCUUACUAUGCAUCAUAAUCGAAUUUCAUUACCUAAAUAGAGUUACGGUAGAACUCUAAUUACUCAGAUUAAUUCCUACUAGACCUGUUCUACAUAAUUGACUGAAAUGAUUGUUAUUUUGUAUAUUUUAAUGACUAAACAUAAGCAUUGAAUUUUUACAUUCUUAGGUCUGUUAAAAAAUCUGUUCUGUCUGUUAAAAAAAAACUAAUGCAAAUUUUCUCAAGUAACAUGUCAGUUAAUCAUUAUUUAAAAGUUUUCUUUAAAAUUUCACUCUCCUCUUAUUAAAUGAAUUAAAUAACAGAUGUAAGCCACUGUAAAUUUUGUUUUACAGUACAUUUUAAGAAUUAAAUUUUAAAGUGAAAAAUAUUUUAUCUUUUUCCUUGCACAAAUAUCUUUGUAGCUUUUUACAGCAACACAAAGGCUUAAACAUUGUAGUUAGGCAUUUAUAAAAUCAGCACACUCUUCCAAGACUUAAUAAGCACUUGCUGUUAACACUUAGUAUUAUAAUAGACAGUUGAUCGAUUAAAAAUUUUCUUUUUGAGAUUAAUGUAAUUAUAUUUAUAUCACCAAGAAGCCAUAGCAGCUAAGUCUGUUUUUGAUCCGUGCAACUAUUUUAAUCAGCUUAGUAACUAAGUGGGUCUGCUUUCUUGUUUACUUCCUGCCAGGUAUAAUUAUAUUUAUUAAUUAUAAUAAUAAAUUACAAUUAAGUAUGAUAAUGAUAGGUGUGAUAAAAAGAUUUUAACCAUCAUUUGCUUGUUAUUGGGCCUAAUAAGUAUAAGUGCCAUGCUGAUUGAAUGGAGACAUUGGUUCGUUAAGGGUCAAUAAUGACUUUGUUAUUAACUGGUAUUUACUCAUUGAUAAAAGAUUAUUUCCUGAAGCAAGGUGUAAGGCAGAAAAUUUUUUAUUCGAAUAUUCUUACUUUAUUGUUAUAUACUUUGCUUCUUGUUUGAUGGGUUUUAGUUCUGAAUGGCUGAUAGGUUGAAUGAAAAGUAUUCCGAAAUCUGCUAAACAUCUAUUGUGUUAAAAUAUGUUUAAUUUAUUACUGCCAAAGUCAUAAUUUCCUAUUAAUAUUGUGAAAUUAACAAACGAAUUUAAGGAAAAAAAAGAGUAAUUCUAAGAUUUUGGUAUGUAAUGGAAUUAUGAAAAUGUAAAUUAAGAUGUAAUUCAAAAAAAGAUUCUUGUAAUUAAAUGGCUUGGAGCAAUGUAGUGAUAGGCCACACUUUUCUCCAAAACUUCAAAUCGUUCCUUAGUAUUGCUUCCAAAUAGGUACUUUAAAAAAUUAAAUUCCUUUAACAUAGCAGCACAAUACAUAAAUAUUUUGUUGUUUUUAUGGAAAUUGUGUUUUCAACCAAGAAGGACCUCAUUAAUUUAAAAUUGUGGCUUAUCAUUAUUUCUUCAUGCCUCUUUCGUACAUUUUCUAAAGUAUUUUGCUAAAUAUAAAUUUACUAAUUGAUGUUAACUGAACAAACUUAAGUUUUAUUCUCCAGUAACCAGGUUUCAUGUAAUCUGCUUGUUACAAGAAAAGAAAACUUUUUAAGGCAAUUAAAAGAAUAAAAACUGUUAAAUUAAACUGUUCUCUUCUCCUGUAACUGAAGCUGGAUGUUCUAUAAAUAUAUUGUAUAUGCGUUUAAGUAAUGUUUUACAUAUACUUCCAUUUAUAAAACUUAAAAGAAAGAAUCAUUUAAAAAUAACAGAAAAUUAUUCAAUAGAGAUUGAUGCAUUUUUAAAACUGAUCUUUAAAAAGAAUGAAAUUAUUUAAGAAAAGAAAUGGAUACUGAUGAAUUCAACUUUCUGGGUUUCAUUUUAACUUAUUUUCUCAGUGAGUUAUUUAUUUUUUAAAUAUAGAUAUCUAGGGGAUUGUUUUAAAAUGCCAUUUUCAAGUGAAUUAGUUUUCAAGAAAUAGGCAACGGAAUAGAAAUGACCAUGUUCAGUAUCAAAAUUUACUCAAAUAAUUUAGUUGCUUUCAGGAUUCCUAUCAAUUGAUUUUUUUUACUAGUCUAUUUGAAACAAAUAUAUUUAUACAGUUUUAUUUUAUUUAUUCAUUCAAAGUUUUGGUGUUAGUUUAUAUUUCUUUAGAAAUUUAAAUAAAUUUUUUAUAAACUGCCAUUUUGAAAGCUAAAUGACAGUAUUUAUGUAAAUUUGUGACACAUUGUACAUUUUUAAUAAAAUUUUUGAUAAUAUUUGCA